UUAAUUAAGAUAAUGGGAGAAACAAAAGAUGAUGAGAAGAAUGAAAUUCCAAAGAAGGAAAAGCACCAUGAAGAGAAAGAGAAAGGGAAACACCCGGAUGCAGAUGGGAUUGGAGAAAAAGAAAAUAAAAAAGAGAAGAAGCAGAAAGAGAAGGAAGUUAAAGAUGAUGAGGAGAAAGAAAAUGGUGGAAAAGAGAAGAAGAAGAAGAAGAACAAGAAUCCAGAGGACAAGAAGGAUCCUGCAAAAUUAAAGCUUAAGCUCGAAAAGAUCAACGCGAAGAUGCAAGCAUUGGCAACAAAGAGGGAUGAGAUCUUGAGACUCCUUCAUGAGGCAGAACAAACCGCUGCCAAACCAACCGAAGCAGCCUAG
Molecule: messenger RNA, 369 nt
Organism: Malania oleifera
Lineage: Eukaryota; Viridiplantae; Streptophyta; Magnoliopsida; Santalales; Ximeniaceae
Exons: 1
Coding region: 13-369 (118 amino acids)
Source: RefSeq, a predicted model, not a curated record